Messenger RNA from Hyla sarda, 948 nucleotides. RefSeq names its product olfactory receptor 10J4-like. Gene Ontology annotation, biological process: G protein-coupled receptor signaling pathway. The record is from RefSeq and is a predicted model, not a curated record. Bases 1 to 948 code for a protein of 315 amino acids. The transcript has a single exon. Gene Ontology annotation, molecular function: olfactory receptor activity; G protein-coupled receptor activity. NCBI's taxonomy places the organism in Eukaryota, Metazoa, Chordata, Amphibia, Anura, Hylidae. Gene Ontology annotation, cellular component: membrane.
AUGCAAAGAAGAGAUGUCUCCUGCAAUGGGACAACAUUCAUCCUUCUUGGGUUCUCAGAUUUGUCUCUUGUUGCCCAGAUUUGUCUCUUCCUGUUCUUCUUCGUUUGUUACCUCCUCUCAUUGGUCGGUAAUGGUCUCAUCAUAUCGGCCGUCACGUUCAGUUCUCGGCUCUACACUCCUAUGUAUUUAUUCUUGAAGGUUUUGUCCUUUGUUGAACUUUUAUCCAUCAAUUCUACGGUUCCUAAGGCUCUUCAGAGCUUCUUCUGGGAUGGACGGAGCAUCUCGCUGGUGGGUUGCGCCACUGAGUUUUUCACCUUCGUAGUGGCCGCUGCUUGUGAAUGUGCCUUGCUCACGGUUAUGGCGUUUGACCGGUACGUGGCCAUAUGUCACCCCCUCAGGUACACCACUGUGAUGACCACAAACCUUUGUUAUCAGAUAACAUUCUGUAUAUUUGCUUUUGCUAUAGGAAAUGCUGUCAUAGAAUGUUUCUUGAUAUUCAGUUUGCCCUAUUGUGAGUCCCAUCUUGUAGCUCACUUCUUCUGUGACAUUCCACCAAUGAUGAGCAUAGCCUGUGCCAAUACAUUCAUUGUUGAAGUCUAUCAAUUACUUAUUAGUGUGACCGCGACGGUGCUCCCAACCAUAUUAAUAUUCUGCUCCUACGCCCGGAUACUGACCUCCAUAUUCCUCCUCAGCUCUACAGAGUCCCGCCAUAAAGCCUUCUCCACCUGUGGCUCUCACCUGGUCUCUGUUAUCAUAUUCUUUGGGACCGCCAUGUUUGUUCACCUUCGAUUGGACAACCCAUUUUCUUCUUACGAGGACAGGAUGCUGGCGAUUUCCUAUUGCAUUAUUAUUCCGACUAUUAACCCUUUGAUCUACAGCCUGAAGAAUAAGGAAAUGAAGAAAGCCAUCAGAAGACUCAACCUAAAAUUUGUAGACUCACAUACAUGA